GAACAAUUUAGUAUUAUUGACCUACAAAAUGGAGCGCCAAGUGUGAUGUUUGUGCCUCAGAUGGACCAGUCGGAGACGUCUGAUAUACAUUUAAAGUUACUAUUAAUAGGCGAUAUGAAUGUUGGGAAAAGCAGCCUUCUCUUCCGGUACAUCGAUGACGGUUUCAGUGAUACCUAUAUGAGUACAAUUGGAGUAGACUUUAAAGUAAAAACAGUCAUGAUUGGCAAUACAAGAGUAAAGCUACAAAUUUGGGAUACCGCUGGACAGGAGAGAUUUCGUACUAUAACAUCAACAUAUUAUCGUGGUGCCCAUGGAAUUAUCAUUGUAUAUGAUGUCAAUGAUGUGAAAACAUUUUGUAAUGUAGAGAAAUGGGUAAAAGAGGCACAAACUUACGCUGAUGAAGGAGUAGCACGAAUACUAGUCGGUAAUAAAAACGAAAGUGAAGAAUUAAAAACUGUAGCCACUUGUGAUGCUCAACGUUUAGCAGCUAAAAAUUCAUGUCUUUUUAUUGAAACAUCUGCUAAAAAUGAUGAAAAUGUUGAUCAGAUGUUUUACAUUAUUACAAGAGAAGCUUUACGUUUACGAUUAAAUGCUGUACAAAAACAACAAGAAGCUCAACAGACCGUAGUUCAACUGACACCUAUCUCCGGAUUAAAAUCAAAGCAUAAACCGAAAUGCUGUAAAGGAUAACUACUUUUUCUGUCUAUCUAUGUCUUUCUUUUUAAUCAAAUAAUUUGUUUAUUGUUAUCUAUUAUCAUGAUCCAGUUGUAUUGAGACAGAAAAUACCUCUGUUACAACAAUACCUGCCGCUACUACUCACACUACUACUAUCUCAAUUUAUUCAGUAUCAUUUUUUGUAUAAAAAUAAAUAAAACUGGAUGAACAUGUAGGUGAGUGAGUGUGGACGGUAAGUGUUGUUGAAAGAAUGAUAUCUACUGUUCUAUUUUUUUCUGUCUCUUUCAUCAAUCAAUUUUUUCUUCAUUACAAAGUUGUCGUCCUCCAUGAAUGUGAAUCUCAGACUAUUGAAUGCGUCGAUUCCUGCUGAUGGUAGGAAAACUCAAGCACAACAAUACUUUUCUUUGGUUAUUUUGUGUGUUUUUUUUGGACAAACUUAUUUUGUAAUUUUUUUUCCUUUUAAUUCAAUGAUUUUUAUAUGAUUAUUAAAAUUAACAAAUUAUUGCUCAAUAAUUCAAAUUCAUUCGUUACAUAAAAGUAUAUUUAUAUAAGUGAGUAUCAUAGUAUAUGUCCAUCGUUAGAGAUAAUUACGGAAUAAUUAAUCGACGAUUAUUUAACAAAUGGUUAUUUUAUUAAUAGUUCUAAUGCAUUUUUGUUCUGUUGUUAAUCUGUUAUGAUGAUAAUGAUGGUGUUCUUUAGUGUGGAUAAUAUUUAUUUAAGGAGAACAAUGCAAAUCAACGAAUCUUUAUUUCAUGUAUAGACUAUUCUAUAUUAUUAUUAUUAUUAAUUUUAUUAUUAUUGUUAUUGGUAUGCAUGUUAUGAUUUAGUAUAUAUUUUCUUCUUUUCUAUAGAAUUUAAUUGAACCGAUGAUUUUGUUAUGUUAGUUAAUAAUCUAUUCUGCUGAUGCCUUUCUCUGUUUUCUUUUUUAAUAUCUAUUUAUUUACAUAAUGAAAAUGAUUUAUUAUUUGUUAUAUAAUUUCAAUAUAUUAUGGUAUUCAUUUGU
Molecule: messenger RNA, 1678 nt
Organism: Schistosoma margrebowiei
Lineage: Eukaryota; Metazoa; Platyhelminthes; Trematoda; Strigeidida; Schistosomatidae
Source: the annotation of a GenBank genome assembly